Molecule: messenger RNA, 414 nt
Organism: Bacidia gigantensis
Lineage: Eukaryota; Fungi; Ascomycota; Lecanoromycetes; Lecanorales; Ramalinaceae
Exons: 2
Coding region: 1-414 (137 amino acids)
Biological process (GO): vacuolar transport
Cellular component (GO): endosome
Source: RefSeq, a predicted model, not a curated record
AUGGCCGCCAUCCCAAACGUAUGGCAUCUGCGCAGGGUGGCAGAGGCACAACAAAGUGCGUUUCCUUCUGAGACGUCAGUGCCUCACUCUCCGGAUGUUAAUGGAGCCAAGGAUUUUUUCUAUGUAUGUCCCGGCCACAUGAAGGAUCGAGGGUUUGCCACUCCUAUCGUAGAUGAAGCCGAGGUGGUGGCGAAAAGACGCAAGGAGGAGAUGGAGCAAGAGAUUCAGAAAGUAAAAUUUGAAUACGAAGAGAAAAUUAAAAACAAGAAGGCAAAGGAUAAGGGCAGCAAAGACGCAAAGAAGGACGAGAAGCACGACAAGAAAGAAAAGGCAAAGCGCGAAGAAGAAGAGCAACAGGCUGAAAAAGAGAAAGACGAUAGGGUCCGCCCUGUUGCUGGGCCUGCUCAGCUCUAG